Mugil cephalus (flathead mullet) is the source of this 6957-nucleotide messenger RNA. RefSeq names its product BAF chromatin remodeling complex subunit BCL11A a (gene bcl11aa). Gene Ontology annotation, cellular component: nucleus. The record is from RefSeq and is a predicted model, not a curated record. The transcript is spliced from 4 exons. NCBI's taxonomy places the organism in Eukaryota, Metazoa, Chordata, Actinopteri, Mugiliformes, Mugilidae. Gene Ontology annotation, biological process: negative regulation of dendrite development; regulation of transcription by RNA polymerase II. Gene Ontology annotation, molecular function: RNA polymerase II cis-regulatory region sequence-specific DNA binding; DNA-binding transcription factor activity. The coding region runs from base 295 to 3126 and encodes 943 amino acids.
UUUGCCAUUUUUUCCAUCUCUCUCCCCUUCUCUCUCUCCAUCCACCUCUCUCUCACUCUCUCUCUUUUUUCCUCUGCUCUCCUUUCUCAAAAAAGCCAUGACGGCGAUCCCGCGAUCCAUCUUCGCCUCCGCGCAAUCUUUAUAUUAUUUCUAAUUUAUUUUAUUUUUUUUCCCUUCCUCUUGUGGAUGUCAGAGGCGUUGGAUGAAGAUAUUUUUUUGCCCCACCGGAGUCUCCUCUCUAACCCCGGCUCUCCCCGAUGUGAUCCGCGCUGAACGCCGCAGCCGCCAGCCACCAUGUCUCGCCGCAAGCAAGGCAAACCCCAGCACUUAAGCAAACGGGAUUUUUCGCCAGCAGCCGAGCCCCUCUCCACGGCCGUCAUCUCGUCGGAGGAGCUGUCGGAGCGCUGCUCGGAGCACUCGGAGGAGAGCGGCAGCCUCAACGGGCACCACCCGGGCUCGGCCGUGGGCCGGCUGGCCCGGCUGGGUCACGACGCCCACCCGUCCCUGGAGCAGGACCUGCUGACCUGCGGCCAGUGUCAGGCCACCUUCCCCCUGGCGGACAUCUUGCUCUUCAUCGAGCACAAGAGGAAGCGAUGCCACGGCCCGCCGUGCCUGGCCGUGGGCAGGGGGCUGGACAAGCCGCCCUCGCCCUCCCCCGGCCUGGCCCUCACCCCCUCGCCCGCCCUGGGCCCCCUGCGCAGCCGGAGGCCCGUGGAAGUCGGGGUCCAGGCCACGUUGGCGGAUGAGGACGAGGAUCGGUUCUCGUCUCCCCGGGGAAUCUGCCCCAAACAGGAGCCGCUCCCAGAUAAAAGACUCCUUGUGAUCAAGACCUCUUGCACAAGGGCGACCAGGCCAGGAACUCAACCGCACACGUCAGGUAAGGAGGAACCGACCACCUAUACCUGCACUACAUGUAAGCAGUCGUAUGGCAGCGCCUGGUUCUUGCUGCAGCACGCUCAGAACACCCACGGCUUCCGUAUCUACCUGGAAAGUGAACACGGCAGUCCUCUCACCCCGCGCAUGGGGGGGCCCUCGUCCCUCGGCGGAGGCGCGGACUGCCCCUCUCAGCCCCCGCUUCACGGCCUCCACCUGCCUCCCGACGCAAGCCCCUUCAACCUCCUUCGCAUCCCCGGCUCGGGCUCAGGUGGAAGGGACAGUGUCGGAGUGGGCAGCUCUAUUGGCGCCGGUGGUCCCGCUGGUGGGGGCCAUCAUCAACGCUUCCCUCCGACGCCGCCCCUCUUCAGCCCCCCUCCGAGGAACCACCUGGACCCUCACCACCUGAGCCCAGAGGAGCUGGCGCUGGCAGCCCACCACCCGAGUGCCUUUGACAGGGUGCUGCGCCUCAAUCCUCCUCUGCCUCUGGACCCCCCUCCAACAAUGGACUUCUCAAGGCGGCUACGGGAACUGGCGGGCAACACCUCAGGGUCCACUCCCCCGCUGUCCCCCAGCCGGCCCAGCCCGAUGCAGCGCUUACUCCAGCCAUUCCAGACCGGAGGAGGAAGCGGAGGCACAGGAGGCGCCGGGGGCAGCAAACCUCCAUAUCUCGCCACUCCGCCGCCCCUCACAGGCUCCAUGCAGUCACCCGUGGGCUCCCAAACCACUCCUACGACCCCCCUCCCCUCGGCAGGGACGACGCCCUCCUCCGCCGCGCAGUUGAAAUCAAAGUGUUGCGAGUUUUGCGGCAAAGCUUUCAAGUUCCAGAGUAAUUUAAUAGUGCACCGGCGCAGCCACACAGGAGAAAAGCCGUACAAAUGCCACUUGUGCGACCACGCUUGUACACAAGCUAGCAAACUGAAACGCCACAUGAAGACGCACAUGCACAAAUCCUCCUCGCCAAAUGCGGGCAAGUCUGAAGACGGGCUCUCGGCAGCAUCUUCUCCCGAGCCUGGCACCAGCGAGCACCUGGGCAGCGCCAGCAACGCCCUCAAGUCGGUGGUGGCCAAGCUUAAAAGCGAGAAUAACCGCAUGCUACGAGAAAACGGGGAGGAGGAGGAGGAAGAGGAGGAGGAGGAGGAAGAGGAGGAGGAGGAAGAAGAAGAGGAGGAAGAGGAGGAGGAGGAGGUAGAAGAGGAGGAGGAGCAGAAUGGGGAGAGGGCAGCCAGGAGAACCAACAACAGCUAUCACUUCGGCUUGAACCUCGAAGCGGCACGUCAGCAUGAGAACAACGGCGGCAUCGGAAGCCGCCUGGGAGGAGUGGCCGAUGAGGUGUCCAUCCCUCGCUCGCUGCCCGAGGUGAUGCAGGGCAUGGGCCUGGCCGCUAGCAUGCAGCACUUCAGCGAAGCCCUCAACGCGCACAAACGGAACGCCAUGGCCCAGGAGAACCACCUGCACCAUCAUCUCAGUCGAGACCAUCGCCACAGUCGCGAGAUAUGCGACGGAGACUCGGUGUUGGAAACGGACCGCGGCGAGGAGGGCUCCGUCUCGACGGUCAACGGGCGGGGGGCGUCCCCCAACGAGUCCGCCUCUGUCGGCCUCUCCAAGAAACUCCUCCUGGGCAGCCCCAGUCCGCUCAGUCCUUUUACGAAACGCAUCAAGAUGGAGAAGGAAUUUGACCUGCCCACUCCCACAAUCCCUAACACUGAGAACGUCUACUCCCAGUGGCUGGCCGGCUACGCCGCCUCCCGACAACUCAAGGACCCUUUUCUGAACUUCGGGGAUUCCAGACAAUCGCCCUUUGCGUCUUCGUCCGAGCAUUCGUCAGAGAACGGCAGCCUGCGUUUCUCGACUCCUCCGGGGGAACUGGAUGGCGGGAUGUCGGGCCGCAGUGGCACGGGCAGCGGGGGCAGCACACCGCACCUCGGGGGUCCCGGACGGCCAAGCUCCAAGGACGGCCGCAGGAGUGAUACUUGUGAGUUUUGCGGCAAGGUGUUCAAGAACUGCAGUAACCUGACAGUGCACCGGCGCAGCCACACAGGGGAGAGACCGUACAAGUGUGAGCUGUGCAAUUACGCGUGUGCCCAGAGCUCCAAACUUACUCGCCACAUGAAGACCCACGGUCAGGUGGGCAAAGACGUGUACAAGUGUGAAAUUUGUCAGAUGCCCUUCAGUGUCUACAGCACCUUGGAGAAACACAUGAAAAAAUGGCACAGUGACCGUCCUUUGAGUACCGAGAUAAAGUCAGAGUAGAAGGCCGAACAAUGGGACCUUUUCCCCCGCAGCUACGUCCGUCAACAGUCCCCUGUUUAUUCCCGGCCCCUUGUAGAUUUGCCCCAAUCCCAACACUCCACUUUCGCCAAUCGGGUGGAAGCUUAAGACCAUGUGCUCUGCACCAGCACACCCCGUUUCCAUUACCCAUCGAAUGCAUGAUCUGUAUCGGGGCAAUACUCUUGCAUUGACGCAAAACUUCGAGCCUUUCUCUUGUGCAAUAAUUUACAUGUUGUGUACUAUUUUCUUUUUUGAGUUUUCCUUUUCCAUUUUUAAGAAUUAGUCAGCAUGCAUAGUAUGUUUUUGCUAAUCAAAAAAAACACAAAAAAAAAACAAAGAAAAAGAAAAGAACUUGUCCCUGGUUGGUUAGUUGUUGAGUAAAUGUGUUGCUGUUUUUCUCUUGUUCAGUUUUUUUUCUUUUUAUUCUUCAAAAAGAGAAAAGAUAGAAAGAUACAUCCAUGCUGCAUACAUUCUGUAACACAUAUCAUGUACAGUUUUGUUUCGUAACAUGGAAACUGAUCAGUUUUUGACUUGACCCUCUUCCUACGACCCUGGAAAUGCACUUAUCCUGAUCUUUCUAAAAGACGCCAUGUACACACAGGGUUUAAAAAGGAAAAUCAUACAUUGGCUCGAUGACUAAACUGAAAGUGAUGACAGCCUUCAAAUUUCUUUCGAAAAGACAAGAAGACAAGGGUGUGCUAAGAAUUCAAUUUGUACUAUCAUUUGGUAGAAUGAAAAAGAGUGCCUUUGAUAUUCCAAGACUGCAUUGGCCAUAAUCUUAUCCGGUAAAUGUUUCGGGUCACGCUAAGUAAAGCUAGAAGGUUUAAGCCACCCAGGAAAGGUCCUUGCAUCAAGUACCUGACUGCUCAACUGGACUGUGACAACCCAUGAUGAAAGAUCAGAGAGUUAUUCUUAAUCAUCCUUUAGCUACCUAUUACAUGUUAAAUAGGCUAUCUUUAAUAUGUGGAUUUCAUGGCAAGCAUGGUACAAGCAGUAUUGUGUAUAUCUGAAUUAUUUGUGGUUUUGUUUCUGGUAAGGAGGUACUUUUGGGACGAAGGUAAUCUGUAAUGUACAAUCCUGAACUUGAGGGAUACGGCGCAUGGCUGAGAAGUGUCAUGCAUCCGCGUUAGCACAAACCUACAGCGCUGCUUCAAUACGUCAGUGUGUGGAACAAUGCAUAAAGUAAUAUAUGAGCUCCCAAAGGGGUGACUUUAUCUGAGAUCAUUGAGAGAAAUUAAAAAAAUUAAAAAAAAAAAAAAAAACUAGAAGCUAGACAGACAGAAAGCUACACAGAACUGGAAGCUACGUACGUCUUAUUACGGGGAUCAGAGGCAAUUGUCUUUCACUUUACAUUUCUAGUAUCAAAACAGGGUCAUUAAGUGUGAAUUGCAAAAAAAGAAAUAAAUAAAAAAAACUAUAUGGUAUGUGUACACUAGGGCUCUUAAAAGUAAAAAAUAAAAUGCGAUAAUUUUAAUCAGUAUGCAUAGGCUAAUCCAGGGCACCUUUUUAUUUCUUUUCUUUUUUCUUUUCUUUUUUUUUUUGCUGUCGCUUUUUUAACCCAGAACAUGAGAUUUCUGUUCCGUGAGUUUCGUUGAAGCUGUUCAUGAUCUAGCACUUGUCACUCUGCCUGAGAGUACCACUGUCCCACACUGAUUUGGUGCAUGGGUUGAGUCUAAAAAGCUUAAAAAAGAUUUGUCAUUCGCAGGACACGAAGUGCACUGUUUCCAUUUUCCCAGUUUACACGUUUCAUGCCGAGGGAAAAAAAAACAAAAAAAAAACACCUUAUUGCCGUCAAACGACGACGGCUCCGUUAUUAAAUGCAGUAAAAAGACGAGACACACAAUCUGUUGCCAGCAUUUCCAGCCUUGCGGCCCUUGACCUCUGAACCUUUCACCAUUUCACCUUUGACCGUUUUGUCAAUUUGUUCACAACUAGAAAAACCCCCCCAGAACUUAGCCUGGGCCUGAAGAUUCACCCUCAGCCAGCAGGGUCUGUACAUGAAAAGGUUUGCAGUGAUUUACAUGAGCAACCAGUUCCCGAUGUUCCAAGGUAACAUCCACGUUAUUUCAUCGCUGCUGAGUCUGAAUAAUCUACAGACCUUACUGGCUCUAAUCCUGUCGCCUCCACCACGAGAAUCCGUUUUUUUGUACAAAUCUUCCUUUAAUUAUAAAUAUCAAAAGUUGUUUUGUUUUUUUUUGUUUUUUUGGAAAUAACACUUUACCAUCUUCUAGGGGAGACUGUAUUUAAGUUUCAUUGUCGUUUUCCUCAGCGUCUUGGUGUUCGAGACUCUGAUCACAGUAUAUAUGACAUUGACGUUAAAACAAACACACAAAAAACAAACUCUGUGAUGUUUUUUUUUUUUGUUUUUUUUCUUUUGGAUUUUUUUGCCUUGGCUCUUCACAGCUCUUCAGGUUGAAAUACAAUUUGCAUUGGGGAAAGGAUUAAGAUUAUAUAUGAAUAUAUAAUAAAGAACUUAAAAUAUAGGAAAAUGCACACUCAUGUCGAUUCCUAUGCUUAAACACAUUUAUGGUCUACUUUUUCUGUAUUUCUAGAAUUGUAUUUGAAUUCAAUGUUCACUUAGAGUAGGCACUAUAGUAUUUAUAUUGAGGCUCGUAUUUUUAACUGUUGCUUGUUCUCUCUAAAGGUAUUUACCAUACCUUCUUUUGGUAGUGGAAAAAAAAAAAAUCCCAAGCUGCCACGGUAUAUUUUUUUAAUUUGGCAGGAUAAUAUAGUGCGAAUCAUUUGUAUGUUUAAAGAAAUAAAAGAUAAAAAAAAAAUAAAUAAAACAAAACAAAAAUGAAAAAAAAAAAAACAUAAAAAAGCAGCUAAAGUAUGUGGCAUUGGGAGGCGCCGCGGGGCCAUCAGAUGGCCGCCGCUCUGUUUCCUGUCCACAGAGGUGGUUGUACAUAUCUUCUUUGGUUUUUGGUUCGGACCUCCUUCCCCCCACCUCCCCCACCCGCCCACCCCUCCCUCCCUCCCUCCCUCCCACCCUGCUGCCAUUCUUGUAUGCAGUAAUGCAAGCUGACGUCGGCCUGUUCUGUUGUGUGCUUCUGUCUCUCACCCCUCCCACCUGACUACAUUCCAACAUUAAGACGAGAGGAGGGGGGGGUAAAAACCUAAAAGAGUUAAAAAAAAAAUUAAAAAAAACGUCAUAUGCAGUACAAGGAUUAAAAAAAACUUCAAAAUAAAUACAUUUAAAAGGAAAUUAAAUGUUUUGCAGUUUUUUUUUUUUGGUUUGUUUGUUGUUUUUUUUGUUUAUUAUUAUUAUUUUUUUUCAUUGCCAAAUACUAAAUGGUGCUUUAUAUUUAGAUUGGGUAUACUUUCAUAUGCAAAGCAUAUUUAAAAAUGACCCGGGGGGAUGCGGAGAAGCCUGCUUGAGUUGAGACUUUUUUGUAAAUGGCAAUGCGGAAUAUUUUGUUAUCAGCCUUUUCUAUUCCUGUUCUGAGAGCUGUUUGUUGUAACUUGAACUUGAACUUUAUCUUUUACUAUGGGAGUUACUAUUUAUUAUUACCAAUAUGCUCUGUUCAAAACGGAGACACGGAAUGGAAUUCUUUUUAUUUGAUCUUUGGUUUUUAUUUUAUUUUGGUUACGAUAUGUUGUUUUGUUUUUGUUUUUUUUUUUGUUUUGUAAUGGUGGCCGAUGGUCAUUGGACAAACCGAGCUCUUUAAUUUCUGUUGUACUUGUUUGGGGUCUCUGUUCAGUUGUAUUGGGAAAACCACUGUCUGUGUUUUCUGGCAGAUGUCUGCAUAAUCCUGUUCACACACCCAUUUUGUCCCUUUAUUGAAAAACAAUUAAUAAAAAAAAAUGAAAGUA